CCGACGCACGCAGAGGCCCCUAUGAAUAAUGGCCCAUCUUGCUGGAAGUUGAAGAGAAAGCUUGGGCAUCGGGCCACGUCUCCUUUAUGUGAGGUCCCUAACUUCUUACACGCGAUGCCACGUCAUUGUUUAUCCAGCUGCGCGAUCGUCCCAAAAGGCUACUUGAGCAAAUACAAUCCCGACAACUCCUACUGAGAUUACCUAGACAGCCGCUAUAGGAGCUAUUCGACGACAAACAACUGUAGUCGGUAUCGUCUUCGGCUUUCUACCUAAGUAAGUAAGGCGGUCCAGUGUGCAAGGCCACGAAAGGCCCCAACAAGUUCUGGGGAACUGAAUCUGCUGUUGACAUAAUGCAAUCAACGCCGCACGAAUUGUUCGACAGAGAAGAGCCAUGGCCGAGAAGACUACUUCAUGUCCCGAGCAUGACGAGCCAUUGCUGGCAACCCGGGGACACGUACGGAGGGAUAAAGCGGCCACAAUACAAUAUUCUAUCGUACACCUGGGGAAGGUGGGAAGACAAGACUGGCAAAAUGCCGAACGCAGAGCCAUUGCAUUUUAACGGCAUCGGCUGGCCUGUGCCCAGAAUCGAUCCUCAACACUUUAGUGCAUCACAGUUCCAGGCAGUUGUGCACAAAACUGUUCGGGGAGAUGGACUUGAACACAUGUGGCUGGAUGUAGCAUGUAUCGAUCAGAGGAGAAAUUCGCCGGAAAUGGCAUGCGAGAUUGGACGCCAGGCUACAAUCUUUAACAGCGCGAAGAGAUGCUUUAUCUGGUUGAGCCGACACAGCACUCCCGAGCUUCAAGAAAUCGCGUCACAGUUCAAAAGCUUGGAGACUGUCGAGGACGUGGAUGAGAACACCUUCAGCUCAGCACUGCACACUCUUCGCCAUCUCAAAGAAGACCCUUGGUUUUCUUCGCUGUGGACACUUCAGGAAUCUUGGAUGAAGGGACAAGCCAUAUUUCUUUCAAAGUCUGCCGACGAAGUGUCUUUUGGGACAGAAGCAUUCGAUUUGAUGUCCCUUAUGCAGGCAUCGGUCGGGCUACUUAGAAGGCUCAAGGGAAAUCUCCGGGUGCGGCUGAACGAUAAGACGUCCAGUACGUGCCAGUUCGAAGAGCUUGUUCGAACAAGCGGCUUCUAUGCGCUCACAAACGCUAUCAAUCCGCUCGGACUCCUUGCCGCAUCCGGCCUUCGAGAAGUUAGAGCUGAAGAAGAAAACAAUCGCAUCUAUGCCAUCAUGCAGGUCUUUGGUUUCCAGCUAGGAAUCUCGGCUCUAGACGCACCAAAUGGCAAGGAAUAUGCCCUUCCAGAGUUAGAAGACCAGAUGGGCGUUGCACUCCUGCACGACUUUCCGCUCGUCAGCCAACUACACGUUUUCGACUCGCCGCCGGUGAAAGGAACCGCAUGGCAUAUUUCUCGCCACAGUACCAUCGCCAGGGGCCUUGAUCCUAUCUGUUAUCGACUAGGAGUUGUCACAAACCACGACAAGAGGAUUCAAUUUGGUGUUCGACCCUACAAUGGCCGUUUGUUCGGUUACUUCAAAGGUGCUACUAUCGCGUUCAAACACCUUUUUGAAGCGUGUCGACGACUCGGCCCUCGCCCUAGGUCCAGCACCUCACUCAAGACGUCUGGAAAGCGACGACAGCUUUUGGCUUUGGAUAGGCUGCCGUUGCUUGAGAGUCGAGGAUUUUCGCAUGAGCAUUUUGACCGUACACGAUACGUUCCACAUGAAGACGCACAUAUCGGACACUGUCAAAAGCUCCUGAAAUGCUUGGCUGAUCAUGAGCUGAACGUGUUGCUCCUCGGGCGGGAGAUGUUUCCAAAUCACACUAGGCAAUUCGCUGUUGGCGUACUGCUCGUAAAAGAGAAUUGGCAUUCAGAUUGGACCCGUAUUGGGGUCUUCACAUGGUUUACCGAUGAAUGCAUUAGAGGGCACAUGAGUGCGCGAGACCGAGCUAUAGUGAACGGCGAGAAGGAUCAUUGGACUGUGACAGAAGGCCUUUUCGGUUAGCUAGCUAAAAUCUACCCUAGUAAGCAUUUCGAUAUCGUG
Trematosphaeria pertusa is the source of this 2048-nucleotide messenger RNA. RefSeq lists its product as uncharacterized. The record is from RefSeq and is a predicted model, not a curated record. The transcript is spliced from 2 exons. Lineage: Eukaryota; Fungi; Ascomycota; Dothideomycetes; Pleosporales; Trematosphaeriaceae. Bases 351 to 2009 code for a protein of 552 amino acids.